Molecule: messenger RNA, 3897 nt
Organism: Cynara cardunculus var. scolymus (artichoke)
Lineage: Eukaryota; Viridiplantae; Streptophyta; Magnoliopsida; Asterales; Asteraceae
Product: putative pentatricopeptide repeat-containing protein At4g17915
Exons: 9
Coding region: 355-1728 (457 amino acids)
Molecular function (GO): protein binding
Source: RefSeq, a predicted model, not a curated record
CGCCGUCCUCCUUCUCGUCUGCUCGUCGUCGGCUCGUCACCACCGUCGCUGUCUUGCCUCUAUCUCUUCAACGUUCGGUUACAAAGAAUUUUACACUUCCUUCUAAAAGGAUCUUCAGAGGGGAACUGGGUUGUUGAUAACCAAACAUGCAUAUAAUCUGGAAACUUUUGACGACACUCUAUUGACAGCCACAGAGAAGAGGCAGAAAAGGAACAGGAGAACAAUAGCAGAUGUCACUGUCAUUGGCUGAAGUUCGUUUUACGUUCGUACAGAUAUGUCUAUGUUCUGACGUAAGUAUAUGAGAUUUUUCUGUUUGAGGUCACGGUUUGGAUACCCCCGGCAGUAAUCUGGACAAUGGUUUGUAAAUUAUCAACAAGGCUGAUGAAUAUAUGUGUAGUUUCCUUUUGUAAAGUCCAACAGUUGGAGAAAGCUGAAGCCGUUAUUGUUGAUGCUAUAAGGUUAGGAACACUACCGGAUGUUGUUACUUACAACACAUUGGUUGCUGCAUAUUGUCGUUUUGUUGACUUUGAUGCAGGCUGUUCAGUCCUACAUAGGAUGAGAGAGGCAGACAUAUAUCCAGAUGUAGUUACAUAUAAUUCUUUGAUAGCUGGCGCUUCGAACCAUUGCUUACUUUCGAGAUGUUUGGAUCUGUUUGAUGAAAUGAUUAAGAUGGGAAUUCCACCUGAUAUUUGGAGUUACAAUACUCUAAUGCAUUGCUUUUUUAGAUUAGGAAAGCCUGAGGAGGCCAACAAAGUUUUCCAGGAUAUUGUUAUGAGCAAACUUUCUCCUUGUUCAACCACAUUCAAUACUAUGCUCAAUGGUCUCUGCAAGAAUGGGUAUACAGCUAACGCGUUGAUGUUAUUCCGGAGUUUGCAGCGGCAUGGAUUCAUUCCUCAAUUAUUAACAUACAACAUAUUGAUAGACGGGCUUUGCAAAUCAGGCUGGUUGCGUGCAGCAAGAACGGUCCUCAAGGAGCUUGGGCAAUCAGGCCUUGCGCCUAAUGCCAGUACUUACACAACAGUGAUGAAAUAUUGUUUCCGAGCAAGAAAAUUCCAAGAAGGAAUUGAAGUCUUCCAUGAGAUGAAAGAUAAAGGAUAUACGUAUGAUGCGUUCGCAUACUGCACCGUCAGCAGUGCUUUUGCUAAAACUGGUAGACUAGAAGAAGCACAUAGAUGUUUUGAUUUGAUGGUUGAAAAGGGCAUUGAACUUGAUAUUGUGUCCUACAAUAUCUUGGUUAAUAUGUAUUGCUUAGAAGGUCGGUUGGAAGAAGUCUAUGACUUGUUGUAUGAGAUCGAAGAAGCAGGGUUAAAAUGUGAUCAAUAUACACAUACUACACUAAUUGACGGGCUCUGCAGAGCAGGUAACAUCGAUGGUGCACUAAAACAUCUGAAAUAUAUGGAUAUGUUGGGUUUUGAUUCUAAUUUAGUUGCAUACAAUUGCAUGGUUGAUCGGUUAUGUAAAGCUGGUUACACUAAUAAUGCUUUGAAGAUUUUUGAGACAAUGGAGGUUAAAGACUGUAUUACCUACACCUCCUUGGUGCAUAACCUCUGCAAGGAAAGGAGAUUUUUGCAUGCAUCGAAGCUUUUGUUAGCUUGUUUAAAUCAGGGAAUGAAGGUGCCUAGACCUACCCAAAGGGUUGUUGUCAAAGGUCUUCAUAGGUCAGGUUUAUACUCAGAAGCAAGGAUGCUUCAAUCGAAAAUACGAGUGGCUAAAUUCUGCACUAAUUAAAGGAUCAGUUGUUGAAAAGGGAACAUUACAGAACCAUGUUUAUCAUUUUAGCAAAUACUUCUGCGCAAAAGAAUCCCAAUGGCUUUGCAGGGAACGCCUAAUGUUCAGAUGUGUUCACACCUUACAGGGGUUCUUUUUCUGUGAGAUCUGCAGAAAUUGAUGAAGGGGUCUCUAUGCUUUUUGAUUGUGGUACAACUACUGUAUUUAGGACGCCUGCUUCAUGAUGUCAUCCAAUAUGGUUCUUAUGAACACAUAAUCUUGUUGGUUUGGAUGCCGUUAGCUCCAUCUGCUACUCAACUUGGAACGAAGCUAUAAUGGUGAAGUUAGGUAACGCUACAUUUAUUCAAUCAUUAUAAUUUGUCAUUAUUGACCGACUUUUUGAAUUUUUGUAAUUGGCCUUUCAUAGCAAACUUCCCAUUCUUGUGAAAAUGCUAAGAAAUAAAUCCAGAGAUUCGCUUGAUACAUAGGCAAAUAGGCAUAGCUUAAAAAAGUUUUUAACUAAUCAAAUACCUAAAAGUACCAACAGAAUCAACCCGAGAUAUUUUGUAAUAAUUGCCAAGGGGUAAAUUGGUAAAUGUGGAUUGGAAUCCUUCCUGAAAAGAAAAUUUGCAUUUUAUUGGGACAACCCAGAAGAGAAUGUGUUGAUGUAAAUGCGAGAAUGAGUGAAUUUGGACAUAGUAUGAAAAUGUAAAUGCAAAACAACCAUCAUAUUUGAUGGCUUUUGUUCAAAAUUGUUCUUUCUGACGAACUGUUAUAUUCUCGUAUUUUUGCAAGUAUGAUGGUUUGUUUGAAAUGAACAUCCAAGUAUGAUAUCAAAAAAGUGAAUGACUGCCUUUUUAAGUAUCCAGAAUUGCAUGUGUUUACAUUCGCAGAAACAGCAAGUUGUUGACUUGUUCUCUUAUAUUCUUUUUUUUUUGAUGAACUUGAUUUAGGCAAUCGUUGUAUGCAUAUACAUACUACACGAAGAUAAAGAGACAUAUGUUAUGGAAUCCAUUCAUCAAGAAUAUGAUUCAUGUGAAUGAAUGAGGAUUUUGUCAUGGAGCCAGGUGACUUCAAAGCAAGAGGCAUUCAACUCUAAGGUUCUAUUUCUUUUCCUCUUGAUGAAUAUUAUGUUCAUCAUAAAAAGAAUAUAUAAGGGAACAAGUCAACAACCUGCUAUUUAUGCGAAAAUGUAAACAUAUGCAAUUCUAGAUACUUAAAAAGGCAGUCAUUCACUUUUUGGAUAUCAUACUUAGAUGUUCAUUUCAAACAAACCAUCAUACUUGCAAAAAUACGAGAAUAUAACAGUUUGUCAGAAAGAACAAUUUUGAACAAAAGCCAUCGAAUAUGAUGGUUGUUUUGCAUUUACAUUUUCACAAUAUGUCCAAAUUCACUCAUUCUCGCAUUUACAUCAACACAUUCUCUUCUGGGUUAUCCCAAGAAAAUGCAAAUUUUCUUUUCAGGAAGGAUUCCAAUCCACACUUACCAAUUUACCUUUUGGCAAUUAUUACAAAAUAUAUCGGGUUGAUUCUUUUGGUACUUGUAGGUAUUUGAUUAGUUAAAAGCUUUUUUAAGCUAUGCCUAUGUAUCAAGUGAAUCUUUGCAUUUAUUUCUUAGCAUUUUCACAAGAAUGGGUAGUUUGCUAUAUAAGGCCAAUUACAAAAAUUCAAAAAGUCAGUCAAUAGUGCCAAAUUAUAAUGAUUGAGCGUUACCUAACUUCACCAUGAUAGCUUCGUUCCAAGUUAAGUAGCAGAUGGAGCUAACGGCAUCCAAACCAACAAGAUUAUGUGUUCAUAAGAACCUGAAAUCAACAUGUGCUUAGCAAGUUAGCACAUUGGAAACUCAAGGCUCCAUCAUAUAUAUCAUCUAAACAACCUUAAAUGCAUAAGAUCCAGUCCUCCAAAUCUAUCUCCCAAGACGUUCAAUCUCCAAAUCGAUCACGACCCAAAUCGAUCCACACACUCUCGAUCUCCAAGGAGAUCCGUUUUGGUUCUUUGACGUCCUGUUUCUUGAUCUUUAGAUGCAAAUUUUCAGAUCAGUUUCCAGUUGCAUCUGCAAAAUUUUCGAAUUCAUGGGGUCAGUGUUCGCCUCUUUCCUUUUCUCUUCUUUGUUUGCAUGUGUAGAUUGAAAAAUUGUAUCAUGUAUCAAAUACUACGAAUGUUCUAUGAGUAACUGAAAUAACAUUUUAUA